UGGUCGACUGCAACAGCUGCUGGGCAGGUGUUGAUUGUCUCGGCUACACAAUAUAAAUAAAAAAUACGAUUAUUCCAUAAAAACACAGCAGGAUACGCGUUCCGUCACACUAUAAAAUUGCUAUUAAUAUUACAAAUAUUUUUUUUACAAGUGAAAACCCGUGACCCUCGCUAAUAUAGGUACUGUGAAAAUAAAAUUUGGCGAAAAUAUUUUUCUAUGAAAUAGGCCAUACGCUAAAGACAAUGGAUGCAACGGGGUCUAUAAAUAACGAAGCCACUUUGGAUAGUAUUGAAAAUGAAGAAGAAGUUAUUGACGAUUCAGAAGAACGGGAGCUAGUGACGGAUUCAUGUUCGACGAAAGUCUUGGAUAAUUCUGAACAGCCGCGAGACCGAUAUUGUAUAGUGUACAUACUAUUCUAUUUAUUUGGAGUGACUUCGUUAGUACCAUGGAAUUUCUUGAUCACGGCUAAUGAUUAUUGGAUGUACAAGUUCCGCGACGUGACGCCCAACAAUCUGACCAUGGAGGUGCGCAAGACUCAGUUCCAGGCGGAGUUCACCUCGUACUUGAACGUCGCCACCGCCAUACCGAACUUGAUCUUCCUCAUACUCAACUCCGUGUUUGGACAUCUAGUGUCCGUGAAGAGCAGGCUGCAGGGCUCACUGAUCGUAGUCACCAUAGCGUUUCUGGUGACUACGUCGCUGGUCCAGGUUGACACUGAUGAGUGGCAGAACGGGUUCUUCAUCAUCACUAUGGUCACUGUUGUCAUCAUGACUGGUGCCGCUGCAGUCUUCAUCGGGGGUUUAGUGGGGAUCGCGAGCCGCUUCUCAAAAGAAUACAUGGCGGCUGUAGUAAGCGGGCAAUCACUGGGUGGCAUCAUCGCAGCCAUAGCGCAGAUCAUAUCCCUGGCCUUCAAAAUAUCACCUCUCCACACUGCGCUGAUAUAUUUCAUCAUUGCUGACGUCAUGGUUAUUACGUCAUUAGUGUCCUACGUCUGUCUAUACAAGAUAGACUUCUUCACGUAUCACAUUCUGCGAGGUUCGGGCGGUAUGGCCACGAAUCGGCAUAGGGAGGUGUCCAUGGUCAGCAUCUUGAAGAAGAUAUGGGUGUACGCGUUUAGUAUCUUCACGGUGUUCGCUAUAAGCAUGGCUGUGUAUCCAGCAGUGACUGUGCUGGUCGAAUCGCAUCCAGUCACAAAAGGAACGGAUUGGAACAACAUAUAUUUCGUUCCGGUGGUGAAUUAUUUGAUCUUCAACUGCGGUGACUAUGCGGGCCGUCUUGUCGCCGGGUUUUUGUUACGGCCGGACAACCAGUGGAUAAUAGCGGGCGCGAGUAUCCUCCGCGUGGUGGGAGUGCCGAUGCUGAUGUUGUGCAACGCGCAACCGCGCCGACACCUGCCCGUCGUGUUCCUGUGGGACUGGGAGUACAUCAUCAUCAUGAUCAUCUUCGCCUUCACGAAUGGAUACCUCACCAACAUCGUCAUGAUUAAUGCUACCAGAGUGGUAGAUCUGCAUGAAAGGGAGAAGGCGUCCUCUGUGAUUGCGACAAUGCUCAGCGUCGGGUUGACGGUCGGCGCGGCGGUCGGUAUGCUGCUUGUGCAUCUACUAUAAGUAUAUGCUUAGAUACAAUGGCUAAACGAUUCGUUUUUAUUAAAAAAAAAGUGGUUGGCCAACUAGUUGGGCGAAUGGAUAUUAUCUUACAAAAGUGGUUGGUCAACUAGAUAUUACAUUAAAAAAGUGGUUGGCCAACUAGUUGGACGUCUGGAUAUUAUAUUGCAAAAAUGGUUGACCAACUAGUUGGACGACUGGAUAUUAUAUUACAAAGUGGUUAGCCAACUAGUUGGUCGACUGGAUAUUAUAUUUUUGCAAUCAGUUCACCGACAAAAUUUUAAUUGCCGUACUAGUUGGUUAACUGAUUUAAUAAUUUAUUGUCAUGUUUGACAAAUCUAAUAGAAAAAUCUGUACUUACAAUACAUGUAUACAGAUAGCGUGUCGUUUCGUUAGUAAUUUCAAUUAUAAGGACUAUACGCUGGCGGACUUGAUCACUUUUAAUUGUGAAUGGAUGAAUAUUAUAUGGAAAAGUUUGCCAAUUAAGUUGACUAUGCUGUAGGUGUAUGUAUAUUUAUUAUUUAUUUUAAUACACAAUCUGAACACAAUCUUUAGAUUAAGCGAGAAUAAACCAAUCAAAAUGCGUGGUCUAUAAGCUGUCAAACACACAGUAAUCUGAUUGGUAAAUUUUUAAAACCGAUCCAAAUAUAAGAAUCGAUUAUAGAAAUCGGCUGCAUAAAAGUAUUAAAUUGACAUUAUUUUUACGUAACUCGAAAAUAUAAGAAUUGGUACUUGAUACAUUAAUCACGUAGUUAUAGUUAAGCUCAAAAACAGCGGUUAUAAACGCACUACUCAUAUCGUAUGUAUAAAAAUAACACCCUGUGUAUUUAAAUUUUUGAUAUAUUCUCUACGAAUGUAAAAAAUAUUCUUAAGGUCAAGCUUUACUAGAGAUUAGGAAGCUGUACGCCAUAUAUACAACACGUAAGUUGCAUUCAUGCGUAAUACUGUUUUGACAAGUGACAGCUUAAACUUAAGUCAUUUUUUACUAUGGCAACUUAUAGCUGGCUCAUUAUUACAAGAUUCUAUGUAUAUUUAUGUUGGAAAAAUAAGAUUUAUUUGUCAUGUUCGUAAAAUUUGUAAGAUAAUAAUUCAUGGUUUCUUCUUUAUUUUUCUUCAGGGAAUAUAUAUAUUUUUUUUUUUACUGAAAAAGACGGAAAAAAUAUAACAAAUAUAGAUCCUUGUAACAGUGAGCCAGUGAUAUUCUACAUCGCUGGUAACUCUCAAUUAUUUAUAUUUUAAGGCAUAUUAAUAAAAAUAUUGUAAUAUAGCAUAUCAUAAACAUUGACUCAAAUACAUAGGAUAUACGAAUAAUGACUCCUUUAUAACCGGAUUCCCAAAGCACAUUCCUUCUAGCCGCCGUUUUCAAUAAACAAUCCCAAUCGCUUUGUUCGAUCUAUCUCAAAAAUGGACCAAUCAGAACAGUUUUUCUGAUAAGCAAAUGUUAUUUUGAUUGGUUCAUUCUCUGAAUCGGAUUAAAGAUUGAGAUGGAGAUCGUUUAUUGAAAACAGCUGCUAGUGAUAUCAAUCUUGCAUUAAUAAUUUACUUAAUUUAAAAAGUUUAACUGCCUUUGUUAAGCGCUUAAUCAUUUUACCUCUUUGUUUUGUUUCGUGCCACUCUUAAAUGAAUGGAAAGUGAUACUGAUUCGAUCGAUUGCGUUUAACAGGUUUCUAGAUCCCAAUGUCAAAAUAAUUAUUCCAAGGUUUUAGAUAAUUUUGGAUACUAGCCUAUGUGUCUUGCCGAUCAAUGUAAUAAGUGUCUAUAGAUAAAAUAAUUAUAAGAUGUACUUAAUAAUAACGCAACCACAAAAUAGCAUUUUUAAUAUCAUUUAUUCCCAUAUUUGUCUCGAAUAACUUAUCAAAGCGGCUGUAAUGAUGUAGUUAUAUUUUAUGGGUUUCAACAGUAACCUUUAACUAUUAAAUGUUUUGUCUCUUUCUUCCUUUCUUGAGGUAUAGGAAUGAAAGAGACAGAACAUUCGACAGAUAAAAUGGUUUUGUAUGAAAGUAAACGAAGUAUAUACUCGUUAAUUAUAAGUAUAAUGUGUAUAGUUAAAUAUUAAUUGAUAUUGUGUUAUUCUGUGUCAUGUAUUGAGUAGUUGCUUUUUAUGUAAUUCUAUGAGAAUAUUGGGUAUAAAAAUAUCGUGUUUGAAAGAUCAGUUAAUCUAUAUUGAAAAUAUUUAAAAUAUUAUGCAUUUGUGACUUUUUCCAGUGUAUGUUUAGGAAUGUUGUGUUUUAAUAAUAGUGCAAAAUAGAGUAAUGUCGAAAGCAACAGGUUGAUAUCAAAAUAAUCUGUCCUUUUUACUGUAGCAUUCUUUAUAUAUUGUAUAUGUUGACAUUCUUACCAUUCCAUCCGUUCCUAUUAAUUUAUUGCAUUUUUUGACAUUAUACUUUGCCUUAUUGCAGAGUACUAAAUACAACCAAUUUUUAUUUAUUAUGCAAGUAGUUUGAAUAUGACGAAUAACAGUGGGUGUAGAUAAAUGAUUGUGGUUACCAGUUUCAUUUUUAAGUUAAUUACGUUUUAGGUAAUUAGUUAGCAGAAGGAGGUGUAAAUAAUAUAUGUUUUUUUAAAAUAAGUUCGAUCUCAAAUAUGUUUUAAUUUUUGUAAACGUAAUCAUUGCACACUUCGAUACCUCAGUUCCAAAGUGUACAAUGUCAAUAUUUUACCUUUUUAAGUUUAAAUUAUAAAACUGAAAUAUCAUAAGUAUGUUAAGUUUGUAAUUUACUCAGAAUACUUCUGUAGUAGCAAAGGAGAAUGCCCAUUUUUGUAUGAAAGUUGGGCUACGCUUGCGUCUGUACAAAACCUUUACUAAACUAUAGGGAAUAUAUCCUAAAUCUUAUAUAAAUUAAAAACAAUUGGAUAUUCGAUGGGGGUUCGGAGUAAUCAGAAUUUUAUUAACUCGGUUAUUUUGAGGUUAAGUAUGGACUGCAAUAAUGUACGGUAGAAAGUACCUACGUGUCUAAUUAAGUUCAGUAUUGCAGUACCUACUUGAUAUUGCUAUAAACAAUUAUUGGACAUUCUUUUCACUUAGCUUUAAUCGCCCUUAUAAGAAACUGAUAGGUAUUAACAUAUCUGAUAAGACGAAGCUCCAAUAAAACUUCUAAGAUAGUAUGGCGGAAUAUGAAUUUUUCCACUAAGCAUAUACUACCCGACCCUUUGUGUAAGUACAUAUUUUUCUGACUUAUGACUUAUUCUAUUACAUGGAUUAACUUAAUCUUUAUUUUCACCUACCAUUAUCUCAUUUCAAUAUGGCUCCAACAUAUAUUGUAGAAUAAAUUCAGCUUAGUUUUUAUGACCGGCCGCAUGCCUGAUGCCAACCCUCUUUGGAGGAUUCCGAUCCCAGGCAAGUCAUGUCAGAAACACCGAGAUAAAAUGUUGCUUGGCCUGGAAAUCGAACAGGAACCCAGGAACUAACUCCACAGCCUAAUUAGACUAAUAGUUACUUAUCAUAGGAAAAUAAAAAUAAAACAAGAAAUACGAAAUCCGAUGUAUAUUUUUAUAUAGAUGUGUAUUUAUGAUAGAUAUGGCUUCCCAGAAAAC
This is a messenger RNA of Manduca sexta (tobacco hornworm), 5138 nucleotides long. RefSeq names its product equilibrative nucleoside transporter 3 (gene Ent1). Gene Ontology annotation, molecular function: nucleoside transmembrane transporter activity. Gene Ontology annotation, biological process: nucleoside transmembrane transport. Gene Ontology annotation, cellular component: plasma membrane. The transcript is spliced from 7 exons. Bases 243 to 1607 code for a protein of 454 amino acids. Lineage: Eukaryota; Metazoa; Arthropoda; Insecta; Lepidoptera; Sphingidae. The record is from RefSeq and is a predicted model, not a curated record.